AUGACUCGUUCACGUCGAAUCCUAUUGAGCUCCUCUACUUCCUUAACAGAUAAUUUGCAGCGACCGCAGAACUCGAAAUGGGCCAUGCUGUACCGAAAUGGUCAAGCGCAUGUCCUGAACAAAGCGCUUGAGGCUGCCGAGUCAGUCCUUGAAGAACUCGUGACCCCUCUAAACAAAGUUCGAUGGCAAGAUCUGGGUCACGGUAAGCCGGAUAGUACUACCGUCAUUGAUGAGGCAGGUCUGUCAUCGGAUCAACUGCUGGGUGUUCCAGAUAUCUCUGAAGAGACGCCGCACCUGCCCGUCGCUCUUCGCGAUCUUGUCGAAGUCAUCUUUGUUUUGGUUCUGGCAACCCAGGCACGCUCCGCGAGAAUGACGAAGAAGUCCUUUUCCUGGCUCUUUUUCUUGUCCAUGAGAGGUACAAGCAGGGGAAACAAUCAUACUGGGCCGAGUGGUUGGAGAAAAUGGCCGUCAAACACGCCGAAUCAACAAACAGUCAUGGUAAUGACGAUGACGAUGAAGAAGAGCAAGGACGAAAGCGAGUGA
Messenger RNA from Saitoella complicata NRRL Y-17804, 543 nucleotides. RefSeq lists its product as uncharacterized. Lineage: Eukaryota; Fungi; Ascomycota; Saitoellomycetes; Saitoellales; Saitoellaceae. Bases 1 to 543 code for a protein of 180 amino acids. The transcript has 2 exons. The record is from RefSeq and is a predicted model, not a curated record.